GGUGUCUCAUGCAAUAGAUGGAACCCGCGAUUGCAUCGACUGUCAACGGUGGAGAGACAUGCGCCAUGGAGACGGAGGACAUUCUGAAGGGUUUUGCAGAUGGCAGCAAGGAAGGGAAUUCGGCUGGAGGGAACACCGCAGACUGUGCAGAGGUGCUUGCGACAAUAUAUGCACAGACUGCAGAGAUUAUGGGUGAUGGUGAUGAAACAGAGAAUGGCGCAGGAGGGAGCACUUGUGAGACGGAAAAGGUUGGGGAAGAGAGAGAGGAGGGAGGUCUGGGAAGCAAGGAAUCUCAGACAGGUUGUAUUGUGAAAGAUGAAAAUGUGGUGAAGACAUCAGCAGGAGAAGAGUACCCAUAUGACAUCAAUUGGGUGUCGGGUCGUGUUCAACCGGGUAUUGUUGGAGGAGCACCCUGCUUUUCGUCCAAGGUCGAUGAGACAUGGGGCGAGUUCAGGCUGAACGAUUUUUUGUAUGACAGUUUUGAUUGCGAACAGUCAUGGGUGAUUGGUGGGAACGACGCAACAGGGAGUACGGCUUGCCACGAGACCGAUGCGAGGAGGGAUCCUAGGUUGGGUUGGGUGCCAUGUGCGAUCCCGAUUCCAUGUGGCCGUAUGAGGAUGAUGAUGCGUGAUGCCAUGGGAAAUGUCAUGAGCACGCAUUAUGUGAAUGGCAACUUCUCCUUCAGGAACCUCGACAGGGAGGUCUCAGAAGACGAGAAAAAGGCAAUGGCAUGUCCUACCCAUACUGCUGGCUGCUUUUUCCCGCCGCUUCGGAACCCUAUGGAGUUGGAGGUGGUUGAAGGGAAAGUGUUCAGUGCACAGGGUGACAUGAGCGGCCUGAGCGAUGUCGCGAUGUCGCAGAGCCCGGGGAAGAUGAAGAAGUGCACGUCGGGACCGCCAUGUGGGCAGACACCCGCAGGCAGAAAGAAGGUGAACCCCAAGGCAGUGCCAGCGACCGGAGACACCGCAUGUGCACAAACUCAGGUCUCCAGACGCCGUCGACGCCCCGGGAUGGCAACUUUGGCGGAAAUCAGAAAGUUUCAACGAUCCACCGACCUUGGCUUGGCUUUCGGGCCGUUCUUGCGACUCGUGCGCAAGGUUGUGGAGGAAAAUAUUGCUCCGGGUAUGGGCGUGAGGUUUCAGAUGACGGCGGUGCGUGCUUUGAUGGAGGCUGCCGAGGCGUACCUGGCUGUCAAUUUCGAGAACACCAACGAGGUGGCCAUCCAUUCAAAGAGGGUGACAAUCCAGGUCAAGGACAUGAGACUGGUGGAUAGGUUGUCGAAGCCUCGCUCGGUUGAGAAAUAUCAAGGUAUGUUGGACGAGAAGGCGAGAGUUGAGGAGAGACAGCAAUGGAUAGAGGCCAGACAGGCGGAAAGGGAUGGCAGCAGAGCAGGGUCGAAGAAGAGGAAAGCAGUGCCACGUGAGGGGGGCGCGCAAAAAAAAAGGCAGCUUGAAAAUUCUAUUGUGUGUGUUGCAUAACGGUUGUCCUGUCGAAUCGUGGACUCCGUGGAAGUUUCCGUGGUGUUAGGUCG
Chara braunii is the source of this 1531-nucleotide messenger RNA. Lineage: Eukaryota; Viridiplantae; Streptophyta; Charophyceae; Charales; Characeae. The record is from the annotation of a GenBank genome assembly.